CGCUAUAUACGUUUCAAAAGGCAUAUGGCGGACGUUUUAUAUAUUUUUGCAUCGAAAACUGAUAAAAUCCUUUAGUUAUGAGUAUCUUGUGACCGCUAGAGCGUAUUUGUUAAAAAUUAGAUGAUAAACGUUAGUUUUUAAUGUGUAAAUAAGUCUAUUAUAUCUAGAGUCUUAUAAAUAUUGAUAGUAUUUUCGUGCGUGGACGUUUUGAUCCGUAUUGUUGAAAAACGAAAAGUCUGUGAUAUAAACAAUACAUAGGUGAUAGAAUAAUUUCCUGAACAAUUUUGUAUAUAUUGUAAAGUUGUUAUAGAAUUUUAGCGAAAGUAAUAAUAUAUUGCGAGAAGACUGAGUAACUGAGUGGAGGAUUUGCGAGCUAUGUCAGCUGUGAACCUAUUGUCUUCUUUGAGGGAGAAACCGACCGAUGAAAACCCGGAUGAUGGCUCGAACCACGAAGGUGAAGACAACGGCGUGUCGGGCGGCGGCGGCGGGGGCGGCGACCCGGCAGUCCUCGCGGUGGGUCCGGCGCGCAAGCCGCUCCAGUACUCGCGCGACCAGCUCAUGCGACUUCGCAACUCGCCGCUGGUCAAACGCAACCUGGAGAACGCGUUCGCUGGCUGCGAGGCUCUGGCGCUGGUGUUGAAGAGACGUUCCGAUUCGCCCAACGAGGAAGACCGAGGCGCGAGAGGCGAUGCACCCAAUGAGAACCAUAAGGGUGUGUACGGCCGAGACCGCGACCGGGAGCGUCGGUCCGCCGACCCCCGGGAACGAGUCCGCAAGGAGUCCGAACCGAGCGGCGGCGGCAUCGUGCUGUCCCCGCAACGUCGCAGCUUCACCUCUGGCUGCGGGGCUCCGGCCGCCGCGGUGCCGGUGGCGCCGCCGCCCCACCUGGCGCGGACCCGACCCGAGUCGCCUCUGCCGGCCGCGGCACCGGCGCCCGUGCAGCCGGCGCAUCCUGCUAAGACUAAUGAGCAAGGUGGUCGUCGCAUCGGCUCGGGUCGUAUCAUGGUCCGCGACGUGCCGAACAGCGCGUGGGAGGAGGGCGAGUACCGCGGCGCCGAGCCCUACCGCCCGCCGCGCGAGCGCGAGCGCGAACGCGAGCGCGAGCGCGAACAUGCUCGCCCUAACAACGACAGGUUCGAACGGCGCUCGUUCGGAAGAGACUCCUACUCCUCUGACAUCAAGAGGGAACGGGACGAUCGCUUCAUCAAUGAGAAGAUGCAACAUAGAGAGGACAACCGUAGAUCUGGUGGUCGCUUCUCUCAACGACGUCUUGAGAAGGAAGACGAACCCGAAUGGUUUAGUGGAGGGCCCACAUCUCAACUGGAAACGAUCGAGCUCCGCGGUUUCGACGACCCUCGCGACCCGCCCAAGAAGAACGGCAAUGCUAACGGCAAGGAGACUGAGAAGUGGAACAACAACGGCGGGUCGCGGUCGCCGGCGGGCGAGCGCUGGCGGGACACGUCGUCGCCGCUCGCGCAGACCAACAACGACUCCGCUAACACCACCAGUGAAAAGGAUUCAGGCGUGGAGUCGAAGCCCGAGGAGCCUCCUGCGAACAACGAGCAGCCCGAGUUCAACCUGGACGAGUUCCUCAAGUUCGACUCCAUUCCCGACGUGCUGACCAACGGCGGCGGCGAGUCUGAAGGCGGCAGUCGCUUCAGCCGCUGGUUCCGGCGCGAGAGUCCCACCAACGAUGCCAAGCAUUACGAGCGACUGCUGCAUAAUAUGGUCGACGAGCUGGACAACCCCCGGCCGGAGGCGCCGACUGCGGAGCCGGACACGCACGUGUUCGCGCCCAUCUCGCCGCAGCCGCACGCCACGCUGUUCGACCUGCUGCUGCGGGCCAACGCGCAGCACCACGACCACAGACCCGAGGUGAACCACGUGCACGGCGGCAAAGUGCACAGCUUAGAGGAGCUAGAAGCUCGUCUGCGGCCGCAGCACUCGCAGCAUCAGCCGCCGCAUCAGCAGCAUCAGCCGAUGCAUCAGCAUCAGCACCACAACGUACCUGAUCAUGAUCUCACUGCUUUUAAACGUCUCUUGGCGCAGGUGUCGGGCGGGCACGCGGUGACGGCGGCGGCCGACCCGCCGCGGCCGCAGCCGCAGCCACAGAACUUGAGCUUGAUGCAGAUGCUAAAGAAGAGCGUGGAGCAACAGACGGCUCAGCAACAGCACCAGCAACAGCAACAACAACAGCAACAGCAGCAACAACAGCCGCACAUACCGCAGGAGCUCCUUUACAAGCUCUUGCAAGUGCAGCAACACCAGCAGCAGCAGCAACAACAGCAACAGCAGCAGCAACAAGCAACAGGCGGCGAGAUGGGAGGCAUCGCGGCCGCCGACAGGGAGCUGCUGCAGCGGCCUGAGGCCCAGGCUAUUGUGCGAGGUCUGCAAACUGGUGAGAUAACUGCUCAGCACCUGAUGCAGCAGCUGAGCAACCCUGGGCUGCAGAGUCGUCACCGCGAAGUGCUGCUCACCAUACUCAGGCUGCACCAGCACCAGAGACAGAUGGGCGAGUCGCCGCUGCCAGGCCCGCAGCACCUGAUCGUUCCGGGCCACCACCAGCCGCUGCGUCUGUCGCCGCUGCCACAUCAAGGCGUGCCGGUCCGCAUCCCGUCCCCGCGCGAGCUGGCCGUGCACACGCAGUCCAUCAUGCAGAGCGCCCUCAUCAAGAAGAAGCUGGAGGAGCAGCGCGAGAACAGCCGCCGCCACCACCAGCUGCAGCAGCCCAAGCAGCCCACGCCCAUCUCCUUCACCCCCACCUCGGUUUUACGUAAAAUGACUGCAGAGAAAGAGUCUGACGCGCCCAGUCCGAAGCAGCAGCAGUGGUCGCAGCCACCCAAGGUGCCGCAGGGCAGGCCGAUUGUUAAGGGUAAUCAGAGCGGCACAGCACCGACGAUCGGGUAUGCGACACCCAAUGACUACCAGCAGCACUACAUGACCCAGCAACAGCAAAUGCUGGGUUCAGUUCGCCCCUUCCCUCAUCCUCCUCAGAGGCAGCAAGUACCCAAUUCAUACAAUAAUAUGAACAACAUGGCUCGCGGCAUGGCGGGCGGCACGUCGCUACAUAAGCUGCUCAUACAGUCGCAUCAGAGGAGUCUUAAUGGCGAUUUCGCAGAGAUGGGCGGCGCGGGCGGCACGGGCGGCGGCGACAACCAGCUAGCGCGCUGGUUCAGCCCCGAGCUACUCGCGCGAGCCUCGGCCGGCAAGCUGCCCUCCGUGCACGUGCCCAACGCGCUCUCGCUCGAGGACCUCGAGCGCCACCACCACUCCUCCGCGCCCGUGCGGAACUGAGCUCCGCCGCCGCACCACCCGAUAUAUAUACCCCGUCUGUAGUGCUACCAGCUGUGGAGGUCGAUGAACUCUGUAGCCUGCUACCAGCUGUAGAGGUCAAUGAACUCUGUAGCCUGCUGACUAGACUGCCCUCAUAAGCGUAAAAACAGUAUCUCAGUGAAUAGCUAGUUUAGAGAUUUGUAAAAUUAAUGUAAAGUAAAACUAAAAUGGAGAAAACUUUCGUAACGUUUUUUUAAUACCUUUUAAGUGCGCAUUUUUUUGAGCUCCGAUGGCAUAAAAAUCAAAAAUUGUAAUGCUGUUUUUGCUCUUAGUAGGGUAGUAAACGGGUCAAUAUACUCUGUAGCCUGCUAGCAGCUACAGAGGUCAAUGAACUCUGUACCCAGCCCGCAACUACAGAAUGCAAUCAAACUCUUUUGUUUCGUUCCAAAUUUGAAUUUUCCAAACCUUCGAUUCCAAUAGCAAUAUCGUCGAACUCCAUUUUAGAAUAAUUUGAAUAAUUCUAGAAUUAGUUCACUCGUUCACUUGCUCCAUUCGUCAAAACUUGACCGUUGUAAAAAUUAUCUGUCAGCAAAAUAGCGUAAAUUAUAACGUAAACGAGUAAAUAUUGCAUGAUAAACAUAAAUUAAUAUAACUGAUGACUUUAAUGCAAACUUGUCCAAUUUCUGUUUUCAUUAGAUCUGAACGGUUUUGAGUUUCUAUUAACUUGCCAUGUUGUUUAUUUGGAACAUUGAAAUUAUGUGCAUGAUUUGAACUUGUUAUACUCAUAUUGUGGGACAUCGUGUAGAAAUAAUCCGCCAAUAGAACCAAACGUAUUGCGUUCCUACAACUACUCAAAAGACAUCGAAAUACAUUGAUAACUUGCAAGCACGGACGAAGUAUGAAAUAUGUAAGAAAUAUUUUAAUGUAUAUCGUUUAAGACCUGAUUUUGCCCGUUAGUAGUGUUUUGAAGUCCGCGACUUUUUAACCUUUCGUUAUAGAAACUUGAAAACUUAGAUAACUUACGAAACAAAAGUCAAUGUUCCCCUUCAAUAUGUAACCGGACAGGACUAGUAUUUACUUGAGGUUGCAGCUGAUGGCGAGUAGCAAUUUUGAUGUAUUAAUUUGUCUAGGCUGUUUCGACUGAUAGUCAUUAUUUUGACCCGCCGUCAGCUCCCUUCUCUGACUUCCAAUUGACUUCGUUCUAGUGGAGUAGUGACUCCUUCCAUGACGCUCUGAGCGCGGGCCGCUCGGCCGCCUCCGAGCUGCGAGACUGAUGCGAAUGUGUGCGUGACUGUGUAUACGUAUGUCUACGGUUGUGUUUGUAAGCAUUUUUGUUACUACGUCGUUUAUGUGAGGAGAAGGAUUUUCGUUGAUAAAAAGUAAUAAUAGAAGUAUUGUCGUUCCCCGCGUCUGUACUCAGCGAGGCGGGAAGACCGACAUAGUUAGGGCGACCGUUUUAGUUCCGAAUCGCGAUUUCAUUUUGUAAUACGAUUUUGGAAUUUGGCACAAGUGUAACGAAAAAAAAAAAUUUAACAUUUGUGUUUGAAAUUCCUUGAAUAUAUUUUUUUAUGAAUUUUACGAUUCGCGUGCGAUUUUAGCGAUUCUUUUUUUCAUCAUUGAGACCUGAGCUAGAUGCAUGUCAAUUAUCAUUUCGGAUAGCCGCACAGUAGGAGCGUAUACAGAUGUACCCAGUCCAACUUAUUAUAAAACGUGGCUUCAGUACUAGGCUCAAACCAUCGUCCAGAACAAAGUUAAUGGUAUAAACCUUGUACUAAAGCGGGUACUCUAUAAGACCACGUUUUAUAAUAAAGUGGAGUAAGUAAUACAUAGGACCGACCGGUUUUGUUUCUCUUCCCUGUGUACGCCCUUACGACAAAUGUAGAGUAUUACCGUCCAGAAAGCGUAUGUCAAUCUGUUUAUUGGAAACUCAAGCAAUUAUACUACGUAAAUACAGCCUAUGCCUUUUAAUUAAUUUAAUAGUAUUGUAAACCCUAUUGUUUUCGACCAGCAACAUGUAUUGUUCAGAAUGGACAAAUUAACCAAAGUAUACAGAUGUUUAAAAGGAUACAAUGUGAAGAAUGUUUAUUUACCUAUAUUCAUUAUGUUGUAUAACUAUGAAAUAUAAUUUUAAUCGGAGUUAGUCCAACGUCCAUCAGAACGUGAUCACUGGUCGACAAAACAUUUUGAUGACAUUUUGAGACGGAUUUGAAAGAAUACUCUAAUCAUGAAUUGUUAUGUUUAUUUGUGAGGGGCCGUGGUGCCCUCAGCGGCGUAUGACGUGGCUGACGGGACCGCAAGGCCGAUAUCUGGUUUAGUGGCGAAAUUUCAGUUAAACGGGAUUGUGAGCCGUGAGCAGCACGGCGGCACGACUGUGCCGACGCUUACUUGUAACAAACAACUCGAGAAAAUGUAUGUAAGCUUUAAAUUAUUGAAUAAAGAAAAAAUUGAAAGUUC
Helicoverpa zea (corn earworm) is the source of this 5727-nucleotide messenger RNA. RefSeq names its product eukaryotic translation initiation factor 4E transporter-like. Gene Ontology annotation, biological process: negative regulation of translation. The record is from RefSeq and is a predicted model, not a curated record. The coding region runs from base 376 to 3294 and encodes 972 amino acids. Gene Ontology annotation, molecular function: mRNA binding. NCBI's taxonomy places the organism in Eukaryota, Metazoa, Arthropoda, Insecta, Lepidoptera, Noctuidae. The transcript has 24 exons. Gene Ontology annotation, cellular component: nucleus; cytoplasm.